Molecule: messenger RNA, 1875 nt
Organism: Armigeres subalbatus
Lineage: Eukaryota; Metazoa; Arthropoda; Insecta; Diptera; Culicidae
Product: dual specificity protein kinase shkE-like
Exons: 2
Coding region: 1255-1647 (130 amino acids)
Source: RefSeq, a predicted model, not a curated record
GCUGGUAGCUUGCCGCCGCCUCUAUCUUGUUGCAAUCAGUAGUCGUACGGAAACUCUCCGGCAAACGAGUUCGGCACAGCAUCGUCAUACGGCGUCUCGGUCGUCGUUGUCGCGCGGUUCGUUGUCUCUGAGUCACCACAAGUGUCACGGUUAAGGCAGUGCAGUGCGGAGCGGGUUUAGCCGCGUGUGUGGUGGGUUCUUUGCGCGAAGUAGCGACAGGCCGUGGAACUGUGUUCUUUGCACGGGGUCUCCUUUGUGGCGGGUUCGGGUGUGUUCCGUGGGUUGGAUAGGAGAUUUGCGUUUCACCGGGAGUAUCAAUUGGUCAGUUUUUGGGCUCUGGGCUGAGCCAGGCUACUUGACGGGCCGCUCCGCGGAGGUCCUCGUAGUGAAUUUUCCUCGGCAAAGUGCAGUUGUGGCGAGGUGAUCUAGUGGUCAAGCGAAAGAGUGGGUCCUGCGAAGCAAUCGCAGCAAGCGGAAGGUGAAAUUUUUGAAUUUGAAUGUCAUGGUGAUGAAAUUGCGAAUUGAUGCGAAAAAGAUCAUCGCCUACUGAUUUUCGGUCAAGUGAGCAGAAGUAGAAGAAGAGAAGAGGGAAUUUGCACACUCUCGCUUUCCAGUGCUUUUGAGAUUGCACUUUCUGGACGGUCAAGAGUCUGUGAAUAGAAGAACUAAAAACACAAGGAAGAGUUGACGGCUCCAUAUCAGCAGGAGUGCAGUGCAUGUUGCCUGAUGCUGAAGCGUACGGAGAAGUACAAGGAGCAACAUCCGUGAAUGUGUAUGCGUGCGUAUUUUGUUUGUGCGGCUAUCUCCACUCGCUCAUUUUGCUGCAAAUAAGGAGUAGGGGAAUGAAAACAAAGUAGAAUCCGUGCAGCGAUUCUAUCGUCGUCUCCGUUGUCCUUGUUAUAGGACUAUCGCUGGAUGCAAAGGGAAACGAUGUGAAUGAAUUUAUCAGCGCGAAUCGGGAGUGUAGAAACCAAACAAAAAGAGGGAAAAUGUGAAUGAUAAACGAUUGUUAUCAGCAGUGAGUGAAAUUUCAAGGCGAAGAAUAUCGAUCUGCAACCGGGUGUCUAUCCGUAUCUCGUGUAUGUGAGAGUUGGUGCUGGUGCAUGAGUUAUUGAAUCGUCUCGCGGGUGAUAAGAGCAGGCCUGCUACAUUGCUCCUUUUGCUCCUCGGUCGAGGAGGAAGAGAAAGCGCAUUUGUGUUCAGUGCGUGAAAAAGUGUGAUAUUGUCCCUGCAAAAAAUAAUUUCAAAUUCAAAAUGUGCGACAAUGAGAGUGCGGUUAGCUCCACUGCCGGAGCCAACGGCAACAAUAACAACAACAACAACAAUACCAACGGAACUCCCACAACCAAUGGAUUGCUGGUAGAGGCCAUCAAUCCGGCGGUUCACAUGGCAAGCUCCCUGUCGGCACCGUCGAUGCAACAGCAGAUUCAGAAGCAGCAGCAGAAUGAGUUCUUAACUGCUCAGGAUCUGGCCAUGGAGAACCACUGGUUGCGGGAGAAAUUGAAGGAGGUGACGUCCGAUCGUGAUCGGCUACUGUGCGAGGUGGCCAACCUGCGGCUGGAGUUGGAUAUGGCAGAGCUCAAGCGGCUUCCCGAAGACAGGUAUGGACCGAAUUCGGCGACCCACGAUUGGAAUCAUAAUAGCUAAUAGCCGGUGGCGUUGUUGAUUAUGCGCUCUUUGAAUUCGCCCUGGAAGUCCGUUUAUGGCCGUGUCGUAUGUAGGUAUUUCGUGUCAAAGCUCAACAAUAACAAUGAGAAACGGUUUGCAUCACGAGAACGAUACUGAGGCUGAUUCUGACGACGAAUGAUUCAUGAUCUGCAUCAUUGCAGUUUGACUUUGAAAUGAAGCGAAGAUGAUAGACAGCUGGACAAUCGU